Messenger RNA from Pogonomyrmex barbatus (red harvester ant), 2332 nucleotides. RefSeq names its product neuroendocrine convertase 1. The record is from RefSeq and is a predicted model, not a curated record. Gene Ontology annotation, molecular function: serine-type endopeptidase activity. Gene Ontology annotation, biological process: peptide hormone processing. Gene Ontology annotation, cellular component: neuron projection; membrane. Lineage: Eukaryota; Metazoa; Arthropoda; Insecta; Hymenoptera; Formicidae.
CCGUGGCCGGCGAAUUCCGUCGCCAUUGUCCUUCCAGUCGCGUAGACGGUACGCGCGCGGCAGAGAAAUCGGACGGGGCUGUCAGAACUCGGAGAAUAGUAUCGCGAAGAAAGUGAUAAGAAAAAGGACGACGAUUCCUCGGGGUGAGCGUAGUGCGACGGAAGUAUUAAUUGCACGAUCGUCGCUAUUUAUUUGGUUUCCCAUCCUCUCGCAUCACAGAAAAUUGCCAUGACGGUCAGAGUGUGUACGCGCGUUAUUAUGCUUGUCAUCGUUAUAUCUGCAUCCAAUUUCAUCGCCGAGGCUGACUCCAGCAUAGAUCAUCUCGAGGAGUGGGUUGUCAGAAUACCAGGUGGAUUAGAAGUAGCGUCGUUAUUAGCCGCUCAGUCCGGUUACAAACACCAUGGUCCGGUUCGUGGAUUCAAAGACACUUACAUAUGGAUUAAGGAUAAUAAUCUGAGCCAAAAAAGAGGAAAUGUUCGCUUGACGAAGGCCCUUAAUGCAACCUCUAAGAUCAUUUGGGCAGAUCAACAGAAAAUCGUGAGACGACUUAAACGUGAUUACAUCUCAUUAGCUGAUUUGGAAUCUGAAAAACCCUUAACGCGAGAGAAACGUCUGCAAUUAAACGUAUACGAAGUUGCAUCAAAUGUUAUUAGCAACGAAAAUCGUGGUGUUUAUAAAAAAUCACGAAUAUUUAACGAUCCUCUUUGGGAUCAAGAAUGGUAUCUGCAAGACACGAGGACGAAUAGAGCUUUGCCGAAGCUCGACUUAAAUGUUCUACCUCUCUAUCGACUGGGGAUAACUGGUUAUGGAGUAAGGAUUGCUGUUCUCGACGAUGGUUUAGAAUACACCCAUGAUGACCUGCGACACAACUAUGAUGCAGCUAUUAGUUAUGACAUAAACGAAGACGAUAAUGAUCCUUUUCCAAGAUACGAUGCAUCAGGGAUGAACGGUCACGGCACCAGGUGUGCCGGCGAAAUAGCUAUGGAAGCCGACAACCAAAAGUGUGGCGUCGGUGUCGCUUUCGAAGCCUCCAUCGGUGGCAUCAAGCUCCUCGAUGGUGUGGUGAACGACCGUGUGGAAGGUGAAGCUCUAGGAUACGGAUACAAACUUAUUGACAUCUACACGGCUUCCUGGGGACCAGCGGACGAUGGAAAAAGUUUGGAGGCACCUGGCAGACUCGCUAUCGAAGCGCUCGAACGUGGCGUAAUGGAGGGUCGUGAAGGCAAAGGUAACAUUUAUGUGUGGGCUUCUGGGAAUGGUGGCUCCAAAUCGGACGACUGCGGAUGUGAUGGAUACGUCGGAAGUAUAUACACCGUGGCUGUCGGAUCAGCCAGUCAAACCGGAAGAUUUCCUUGGUACGGAGAGAGAUGUCCUGCUACUCUCGCCACGACGUACAGCAGCGGCGCGUAUUACGAUCAGAUGAUAGCAACAACGGAUUUACGAAACACCUGUACGACUAGGCACACAGGUACUUCAGCUUCCGCCCCAUUAGCCGCCGGAAUAUUGGCUCUCGCGCUGCAAGUAAAUAACAACUUAACGUGGAGGGACAUUCAGCAUUUGAUAACUUGGUCAUCAGAGUAUAGUCCUCUCAGCGAAAAUCCGGGCUGGUUUAAAAAUGCAGCUGGAUUUUGGUUCAAUUCUCGCUUUGGUUUUGGACUUAUGAACGCGUAUGCGCUGGUAAUAACGAGCUACAACUGGACGACAGUGCCAGAGAAGACUAUUUGCAAAGUAGAUAACGCAUACAUCGCCGAUAUCAGACUGACUUAUGGAAAUUCAAAGAAACUGCAAUUCGAUGCCGGUAACGUUUGCCGGACAUCAGGGAGCGAAAUAAUCUUUUUGGAGCACGUGGAAGUCGAAGCGAAUCUCGAGUAUUCCCGUCGCGGCGCGCUACAGAUGUAUCUGACUGCGCCUUCAGGGACCUCAAUCCAGAUUCUAAGUCCAAGGAAGCUGGAUAAUUCUGAUGCUGGUUUUACGAAGUGGAAAUUCAUGUCCGUUGCGACAUGGGGUGAAGAUCCUCGAGGAACAUGGAUCUUAGACAUACUUGACGAAAUAGGACCAGAGCAGAAUAAUGGUACAAUUGGAACAUUUACGUUGAUUCUGCAUGGUACUGUGCAAGUUCCCGUUUAUCGCCGAAAUGGACCAAGAAUCUACAACGAAGACUAUAAUCGAAUACGUAAAACCUAUGAUGCGAUGAAAUCAGUAAAUUCCAUACAGAAUGAAUUUGAUGAAGCGUAUCAUCGCUAAAAAUGAAUGAUAUCUGGCUAUAAGCAGUGAUUGAAUAAACUAAGAUAUGUUAUAAUUAACUAGUUAUAUCAUCAAACAUUUAAAUAAA